CCUUCUCCCUCGAGCCCGUGCCCCGCGCGCCCCGCAGGCCGCUGCCCCUCCCGCCCCGCCCCGUCGCCGAGCGCGCUGCCAGGUUGCGCAAGGGGGUGGGGGGCGUUGGCCACCGUGUGUGUAGGAGCGGCCUGCGGCCCCAAUGAGGGGCUAGUGGUGCUGUGCUUGGCUCGAUUGCCCGGCCGUGCCCUUGAGCUGCAAUGGACUCGGCUCUGGAGGGUUCGGUGGCAGGUGUGACUGCGACGGUGGCCUUCGGCAGCACAGAGCCGGAAAUGCUCCAAGGACCAUCAGAAGAUGUAUUUCCAAAAAUGGAAAGUCCAGUUGAAGAGAUGGAUACCUCUGAUACCCAGUGGGGCUGGUUUUAUUUGGCUGAGUGUGGUAAAUGGCAUAUGUUUCAGACUGAUUCAAACAGUCAUUGCUCUAUUAGCAGUGAAGAUAUUGAAAGGAGUUUCCGAACAAACCCACAUGGUUCUCUGUCUUUUACGACUGCAAAGUUUAACUACAUGCUGGACUUUUCAGUGAUGAAACAAAUCAACCUGACUACCCUUAAGCAACGUCCAAUAAAGCGAGCUCCCUUUUCUAUCAAUUCAUUCAGUUUCAUCUGUGAAAAUGAGGCUAUCCCUAUGCCUUCGCACUGGGAGAAUGUAAAUACUGAGGAGCCAUACCAGCUUAUUCCAUUGCAAAAGAAAACAAAUGAAUAUAAUGAAGUUUCUAGUCUCUUUGGAAAAACAAUGGAUAGCCACCGAAUUAAAAGAAUUAAGAGAAUACAAAAUCUAGACUUGUGGGAGUUUUUUUGCAGGAAAAAAGCUCAGCUGAAGAAGAAAAGGGGUGUCCCAACGAUUAAUGAGCAGAUGCUAUUUCAUGGCACCAGUAAUGAAUUUGUUGAAGCAAUAUGUAUUCAUAACUUUGACUGGAGAAUAAAUGGGAUGCAUGCUGCUGUAUAUGGAAAAGGGACCUACUUCGCCAGAGAUGCAUCAUAUUCCAGCCAUUUCUGCAAAGAGACCAUGAAGCAUGGAGAUACUUUCCAGAUUCAUGGCGUCAAUCUGCAGCCUCAUCUGCAUAGACCAGAUAAAGUCAUGUUUCUUGCUCGUGUAUUAACUGGUGACUAUAUCGGUGGGGAUUCAAAAUACAUAAGACCUCCUUCAAAAGAUGGAAGUUUUGUGAACUUGUAUGACAGCUGUGUGGAUAAUACCUGGAACCCAAAGAUCUUUGUCAUCUUCGAUGCCAACCAAAUCUACCCUGAGUACUUAAUAGAAUUUUGUUAAGUUUGAACUGAGUAUUGUUUGUGUCUUUUUGAUACUUUUGUUUCUUUCAUAAAGACAACAACAUGAAAACAUGAAGCAUUAAAGGAGAGAGGUGAAAGAAAAGGUGUCAUACAUUUAUGGAGGAGGCAAGCUAUUAAGUACAUAAGAGAGAUUGGUGAACUUUUUUUAAAAAUAUGUAAACUUUAUUCAUGCAUUUUUCAAAUGUAGAGACUGUUAGAAAUUUGAGAUUGCUUAGUGAUCCUUAAAUACAUUGGUUGUUGGGAAGUUUUCAAAGGCAAGAUUUUACAUUCUGAUUUUUUAAAAAUAUGUUAAAAUUAUUAAUGUGGUAGAAAUAUGCCUCUAAUAUAGUAUGCAUAUGAUGAAACUAAUCUUUUAUAAAGAUUGUCUAUAAAACAUAAAGUAACAACAACAGCAAAACCCCAGGGAACUUGGCUAAUUAUGUGUGUUUGUCUGUGUUCUGUAUACACGUUGCUUUGUGUUUGGAGGUCUCUUAGUUUGUAUUCUAAAUGUAUU
Messenger RNA from Neopelma chrysocephalum (saffron-crested tyrant-manakin), 1778 nucleotides. RefSeq names its product poly(ADP-ribose) polymerase family member 11 (gene PARP11). Bases 201 to 1265 code for a protein of 354 amino acids. Gene Ontology annotation, molecular function: NAD+ poly-ADP-ribosyltransferase activity. The record is from RefSeq and is a predicted model, not a curated record. The transcript has 8 exons. NCBI's taxonomy places the organism in Eukaryota, Metazoa, Chordata, Aves, Passeriformes, Pipridae.